Bursaphelenchus okinawaensis is the source of this 909-nucleotide messenger RNA. The record is from the annotation of a GenBank genome assembly. Lineage: Eukaryota; Metazoa; Nematoda; Chromadorea; Rhabditida; Aphelenchoididae.
AUGCUAGAAGCCAAACUAGUGGCGACAGUAGCCUCCGGCUGUUCCGGGCUAGCCAUUCUGGCAUGUGUCAUCAUGGUACCUCAACUGUACUACGACAUCAACGACAUAUACGACGAGGUUCAACAAGGUGUUCAGUCGUUCCGCGUGGAAACCGACCAGGCCUGGACUGAUUUGAUGGACGUCCAGCUGUCAGUCCAACCACCAGCCAAACCACGACCCAACCCAUUCCAGUCCAUCUUUCAGCGUAAAAAGCGUCAAGACUAUUCCAGACUUCCAAGCUUUUGCCAAUGCGAGCCAGUCAAGCCCAACUGCCCACCUGGACCACCGGGACCAGCUGGAGAGCCUGGACCAAAAGGUGAGCCCGGUCAACAAGGACCACCUGGAGAAGUGGGAGAGAAUGGUCCUACUAUGGAGUGCCCAGCCGCUGAUACUAGCUGUCAAUCAUGCCCAGCCGGUCCACCUGGCCCACCAGGACCGGACGGUCCAGAAGGACCAGCCGGUUCAAACGGAGAACGUGGUCAAGCCGGUCCAACCGGUAAACCUGGUCUGCCUGGUGCACCAGGACCGAUCGGAGAUGCGGGACCAGCCGGUGAAGCUGGGGCACCUGGUCCGGCCGGUUCACCAGGUCAAGAUGCUCAACAUGAAACCUCACAGCCUGGUCCACCCGGACCUGCUGGCGCGCCGGGACCAGCUGGUCCUGCCGGUCCAAAUGGAAACUCUGGUCAAGCUGGUGCACCUGGAGCUCAGGGACCACCUGGAGCGCCAGGAAGUCCUGGAGAUAACGGUCCGGCUGGUCAACCGGGUAGUGCUGGAGGUCCUGGACUGCCUGGAACUGACGCCGCUUAUUGUCCUUGUCCUAGCCGCUCAUCGGUUUAUGUUCAACAGAAUCAGAAUUACAAAAGAUUCUAG